AUCCAAAUGGAGCUUGUGUUUAAUUCACAUAAACACCUUACCUUCAUGGCUUGAAUUGUUGAUAAUGAUAAUCAUCAAUAAAUACAUGCAAGACACAGACCGAUGUUAGUUGUGGCUGCCAUCACAGUGCAGUUUUUCCCCUCUAGGCACUUAAAGUACAAUGAUUGUGCGACAACUCACCUGUAGGGGCCUCAUAUAUCCACAGAUGUGUGCCCACCUGAAGAAACAGCGGGGUGGUAAACAAAUGGCCCGGCCCAGUUCAGAUUUGGCAGCAUUCAGGAAGAUUUUCGCCCAAGCCCAGAACAUAGCCAUCAUCACUGGUGCAGGAGUGAGUGCUGAGAGUGGAGUCCCCACCUUCAGAGGAGCUGGGGGCUACUGGAGAAAAUGGCAAGCACAGGAACUCGCCACCCCAGAGGCCUUCGCCAGGAAUCCCUCACGUGUCUGGGAGUUUUACCACUACCGCCGCGAGGUCAUGCUCACCAAAAACCCGAACCCUGCUCACCUGGCUAUUGCAGAGUGUGAGGAGCGACUCACCAAACAGGGGCGUAACGUCACCGUCGUCACUCAGAACAUCGACGAACUCCACCGCCGAGCCGGUUCCAAGAACAUGCUGGAAAUCCACGGAAGUCUGUUUAGGACGCGCUGCAUGAGCUGCGGUGAUGAAGCCUCCAAUUAUAAGAGCCCCAUCUGUGCCGCUCUGAAGGACAAAGGAGCUCCGGACCCAAAAACACAAGAUGCCCAGAUCCCUGAGAAGGAGCUGCCAAGGUGUGAGCAGACAGGCUGUCACGGCCUCCUGAGACCAGCGGUGGUUUGGUUUGGAGAGACUCUGGAUUCAGACAUUCUCAACCAGGCUGAGAGAGUGCUGGAUAACUGCGACCUCUGCCUCGUGGUCGGCACGUCAUCCAUCGUGUAUCCAGCAGCCAUGUUCGCUCCUCAGGUGGCAGCCAGAGGCGUCCCUGUGGCUGAAUUCAACAUGGAAGACACACCGGCCACCAUGAGAUUCAAGUUCCACUUCCACGGCCCCUGUGGGACAACCUUACCCCCCGCGCUGACCCGCCACGAGACUGAACCAAAAUAAAAAAAACCAGUCCAGCUCUUCACAGACCAGACUGUCUAACACUGGAGGACUUUAAUUGGUACAAAUACCAAGAAUAAUGGUUUAAACAUAAUGAACAACGUGGCCACGAGGUUCAUGAAAAUUAAAAAGAGGCCGACGAACAAACUAUGAAAAAAGGAAACAGUUUGUUCGAACUGUUGCACAAAUAAAAUUCAUAAUGAUAUAAUCAAUAGUUAA
Molecule: messenger RNA, 1294 nt
Organism: Scomber japonicus (chub mackerel)
Lineage: Eukaryota; Metazoa; Chordata; Actinopteri; Scombriformes; Scombridae
Product: NAD-dependent protein deacylase sirtuin-5, mitochondrial-like
Exons: 8
Coding region: 161-1078 (305 amino acids)
Molecular function (GO): protein-malonyllysine demalonylase activity; protein-succinyllysine desuccinylase activity; NAD+ binding
Source: RefSeq, a predicted model, not a curated record